Cryptomeria japonica (Japanese cedar) is the source of this 1304-nucleotide messenger RNA. RefSeq lists its product as uncharacterized. The record is from RefSeq and is a predicted model, not a curated record. The coding region runs from base 329 to 1039 and encodes 236 amino acids. Lineage: Eukaryota; Viridiplantae; Streptophyta; Pinopsida; Cupressales; Cupressaceae. The transcript has 3 exons. Gene Ontology annotation, molecular function: protein dimerization activity.
GAAGCUCCUAUAAAUUGGUAAAUGGACAGGGGAAGGAUUGUCCAGUGUUCCUUCUUACAUAGAUGGAAAACAAUGGUGGAUUGUCUGAUGAUAUCUUGUAAUCUGCAGCAAUGGUGUGUGAUGAUUGACUACUGCAAUAUAUCAUCUUUCCAAUGAGAGCUUGCCCUGUCAUAUUCAUCCUUCCAUGAACAAGUCCUGCUUUGAGCUCCAACCAGCCAUUCAGGUUCCACAGAUUUCAUGGUCCCCUGGUUUUGUCAGCAGUCUUGCUGUAGAUGGAAGUGCAUUGAAAAGGAACAGUGACUGAUAAGACAGUGAAGAAAAUCUAGCAAUGAAGUUAGCACUGGAAGUAAGACAGAAACCAGUCAAGAGAAGCUUUCGUUUUUUAAGGAGAAAUAUGCACAAAAGCAGCAGAGGCAGGGCAACAUGGGAGGCAAAUUAUAGUUUGUCUAAGGAGUUUUAUGCUUUGGCUUAUAUGACGGCUGAGAGGAACAGGGGAAGCAAGCUAAGCCAACAUUUUUGGGAUUUAUAUUCUCUUCCAUCUCACAAUACCAAGGCAGGCAAACAUUCUUUAAUCUCAACUGCAAUUUUUGAGAUUAAUGAACUAAAGUUUCGUAUUGGAGAGCUUGAGCAACGAAACCAAACUCUAAUGAAUUCAUUCACAACCAAUAUGACUCAAAGUCACAGUAGUCUCUCACAUGGUGAUGCAAGAGUUUCUUCAGAGCAAGAUGCAUUGAUGCAUUGUACAUCUGAUGAAGUUUCUGUAAUAAUUGAAGAGACCCACAUUGCAGAUGAAGCAAUCAUGGAAGUUACCCUGAAGAAGAUAGCUUCUAAUUCUACUUAUAUGGAACUGAUUGGUACCAUUCUCAAGUGCUUAAGAGAAAUGAAAUUGGAGCCUGUCAGAGUUCAGUGCAGGAAUUUACAGUCAACAAACCAAGUAAUUCAGGUGUCCAUUCGCACCAGAACAAAGGGAGAAGGAUGGCAGACAUUUGAAUGGAAAAAGAUUGAAGAGGGGGUGAAACUGGUACUUACUGCUGCAUGAGCAUGUAUCCUUUUUGUUAAUGGUGAAUAUAAGAGCAUAUAAGAGCAUCCUUUUGUGAUCCCAAAUAAAACCUUUGAAGACAGCCAUGAUCCUAGAUAUGAUGAUAUUAAAGGAGGAAUUUAUUAAAAAACAAUUUAGCUAUUUUCUUCCUAUUCUCAUUAUUGAGGUGUAGGAUUCAGUCCUCUGCAAUAAAGUCUUGUUAACCAUUUUGUCCAGAAAAAAUGUUUGGAAUAAUAUUAAGGUGGCAUGCCUUCAUUCAUACUUA